GUUGCCGCGAAGAUGUCAAGCGAAAUGCGCGACGAGGACGAGGAGAUGGGGAUCGCCGGCGAGAUGCCGUCCUGCGGGAAGGGCCACCGCUCGUCGCUGGUGCUGCAGACCUUCGAGGGCGGCGCCAUUUGCCUGGUCUGCCUCUCUGCCCUCCUCUCGGACCCUAGCUCCCCAUCCCACCACGUCUCUUACGCCCUAUCCCAAGUAUCCGCCGCCUUCCGGAGCCCGAGCUUCCUCCUCGGCCUCCGCACGGUCCACCCUCACUUCCUUGUAGCUCCUCUUGUUCGCGCCCUGUCUUCCUUCGACGACGAGCCCCUGGCUCGCCAAAUCAUCGACCUCAUCUCCGAUCUUUGCGGUGAUGGCGGAUCUGGGUCCAUUUCUUCGGAUUUUAUUUCUCGGAUUUCGGAUGUGCUUUCCUCCGGCUCGCUCGCGUGGAGCCGGCGGCAGGUCCACAUGCUUCAUUGCUUAGGAUUACUACUAGAUUCUCACCAAAGCAGUAACCCAACAACCCAUAUUAGAGAUAAAGCUGCUCUUUUCUCCAACCUUGUCAUUGGUAUGCAGCUUCCAAGUGAAGAGAUUCGGGGAGAAAUCUUGUUCAUAUUGUAUAAGCUAUCUGUUCUUGAAGGCACGCCAUGGGAUAGCUAUGACAACAAUCAUGUAGAAGUCUCAUUGAUUGAAACAAGCCAGCUGCUGCGCCUUUCACUUGAAGUUUUGCUUAAGACCCAGCAUGAUGAAGUGCGUUUAAAUUGUAUAGCAUUGUUGACAGUAUUAGCUAAGAAGGGGUUAUUUGAGGAUUCGUGCAGAAGUGAUCUAAUUCAUAUGAGCUUCCAAGAAGCAGAUAAUUUGACAGAAACAGAAAAAGAAAUGCUUCAUAUUCCAUUGGUUAACUUGUUUGCUGAUGCCAUAAAAAAUCCUUUGCUCUCUUCUGAUGCGCAAGUGCAGAUCAGCACAUUGGACCUAGUAUUUCAUUGUCUUUCGUCUAACUCGAAUAGCUUUGGACAGAUUCAAACGCUAAUGGAGGAAAAUAUUGCAGAUUAUGUUUUUGAAGCACUCAGGCUUUCAGGGAACAAGGAUCCCCUGGUUAUCUCCUGCCUCCAUGUUCUUGAUCUUUUAGCAACUGCUGAGGAUUCUUUCAGACAAAGACUUCAUGUUGGGUUUCCCACAUUGCUUUCGGUUCUCCAUUACAUUGUAGAGAUACCUCUUCAUCCAGUGCAACACCAGGCUAUAAAGCUUGUGUGGAUUUGCAUCUCAAACUGUCCUGGAAUGGUAUCUAUAUCUCAGGUUGAAGAGAUAAUAGUCACAUUGAAAGGUUUCUUUUCAAGACAUGGCAGGGGGGAAGUGGAUAUCCCUCCUGAAACUUUCAUCUUGGCUUGUUUAACCUUUGUGGAGAUUAUUAAAUCACCAUCUGCUAGUCAAGUGCAGAAAUUAAGACCAGUGAUCCAAGAGGCAUCAAAGAGUGCAGUUGCUUCAUCUGUUUCAUUACCCCAUGGAAGUUCCACGCCAUAUCUUUUGUAUUCCCUCUACAUUUUAAAAGAACUACACAUGCAUAAUCAUGAAGAAAGUUCCACUGUAGAUGCUGAAAAUGAAGAGCUGGAGAAAAGCGUUAUACAAAUCUGUGAAACCUACCUGUUGUCUUGGCUCGAAAGAUAUAGGGAUGAAGGGGAAGAGGAGGAAGUUAUUCUGGGAGUACUUGAGAUUUUUCAUCUUAUUUUACUAGAAGGAUAUGAAAUUCAAGCUCAUAAGUUUGCAGAGACUCUGGCUUCCUCAUAUUGGUUCACAUUGUCAUUUGGAUGUUUGGGUGUUUUUCCAUCAGAUCGAAUGAAGUCUAGAAUCUAUUUAAUGCUCAGCUCUAUUGUUGACCGAAUUUUUGGCCCAGGUUUUGGAGAAUCCAUCAUGCUUGCUUAUAUUUAUCUUCCAUCUGACCCUAUGGAGUUGUUAUUUCUUCUUGGUCAGGAUGGUUCACAUGAUUCCACUUUGAUGUGUUGUCAACGAGCAACUCUUCUAAUUUUGUAUGUCAGUUCAUUGUAUGAUGAGAGGCUAGCUGAUGAAAACCAGGUUUUGGCUUCUUUAGAGCAGUAUAUUCUUGUGAAUAGCCACAAUUUUUCCUGUGAGACCACAGAUACCAUCUUGUUGACUCAACUAAUUUUUCUUUAUGGACUCUUUAAAAGUGCUGCGGGACAUAGGACAUCUAACAACACAGAAGCUGAAAAGCUGUUUUUCAACUUGGCAGUUAAAAUGGAGUGGGACUUGCUUAAUAUACGCAGUCAUCCAAAAGCCCUAAAAUGGCUUUUUCAACAAGAAGAACUCAUAGAGCCCUUGUCUUACCAGUUGCUGAAUUUUUGUAGAAUACAUAGCACAGGCAAGGAUAAAGUCAGUACCUAUUCAAGAAACAUUAAGACAAUGGAUCUUCAAAUGGUAGCAGAACUGGUGGUUUCUGGAGAUAAUUGUGCAACAUCACUGUUGGUUUCUUUACUGGAAGAUGUAAUUGAGGAAGGAAGGGAAGAUGACACGAUUUCAAUAUUGAGAGUUAUUGAAGCAAUUUUGGGCAUAUAUCCAGAUUCCUCUAAUCAAUUUUCUUUGAAUGGCAUCAGUGAUGCAGUCUAUUACGUCUGCCACUCAAGGCAUUGCUCACACAUGAUCUUUGUGAGUUGCUUGCUUUUGAUUUUCAACAUUCUUUAUCUGAUAAACUCUACUGCAAUUUCCAAGGAAGGAAAAUGGCCUGCCAUUACUUUCAAGUUGCUUGAGUUUCUACAUCCCAAAUUAGCUUCUCAAACAAGUGGAUCAGAAGAGCAUCUUGUAAUCAGCAUUCUUUGCCUAAUCCUACAACAUGCUUCCAGUGAUGUGCUUACCGAAUCUUCAAAGGCCAUAAUUCUUUGCACUUCUCUGAUUUCAGCAGUUGAUAUUGUGGUAAAAACAGCCUGCGCAAAGGGUCCUGCUUUAGCUGAUUACAAUGAAGAAACUGCUACUGGAGAAUCUCUAGUAUUUGUUCUUUUGCUAUUCUUCUACUCACUAAAAAGUUCGCAUGCUCUCUUUCACCAGACUAUUGACUGGCAAGAUUUCCUCCAAACAUCAGGUGAAGUUCAGCCCCUAAAGGUUAUGCGCAUUCAGUGCAAUGAUUUAUGCAGGUUGGUACACUUUGGCUCUUCUCUGGUCAAGCUGGUUGCUUCACAGUGCCUGGUGGAGUUGCUCAGUAGAAUUUCAGAUCAAACAACUAGCAAAAAUGAGGGUUCAAAAUGCUCAGGCAGGUAUCUGGAGUCCAUGAUGGCCGUAACAGAAGGCUUACUUUUUUACGAUGACAGUACUGUUGCUGCAAAUUGUGGUACCUCUUUGUCUAUUAUUUUGGGGUGGGAAAAGUUGGAGAUGCAGGAUAAGAGAAUGAUCAAAAGUUCUAAAUGGUGUAGGCUGGCUAUGGAGGAACUAUCAUUGACUCUAGCUGCUCCUCGUUUGGCAUUGAAAUCCUUCACAAACCAGCACAAGGCAGCAGCUCGUGUGGCUGUUGCAUUGCUUAGAUUGGGUCAAGUGCCUGAAUGGAUGCCAUCUAUAUUUAGUAGCUCCUGUAUCUCUGGGAUAAUAAGCAACCUUUCUGCCAGUAACUUGAGCACAGAGAUAGUUAUGAUGUUCCGAGCACUAAUGUCAAGAAAAUAUUUAGCCGAAGGUCAAAUCGCAAGUCUUCGUAACUUGCUUCAGGCCGCUAGAAAGCUUGUAUAUAUGGAUGGCUCUAAACAGCAAUGUGAAGUGAUACACGUUCAGAAGGCUUCGGUGAAAUUCAACCAAAACACAAAAGGCUGUUGGAAGAAAUCGAAUUAUUUUCGCUAGAGUCAUCCAGACAGUGAAUAUAUCUGCUACAAUAUACUAAAUUUUCAGCUAAAGUUCAUAAACAAAUGGAACGCACAAUCCAAGUAAGUUCACCAAGCUUUUCUUUUUACUCUCUGUAUUCAUUAUACUGAUAAUUCAUUCACUGUGUUCUAUGAAAGUUAGAUCAUUGCAUUAGUCUUUUGUCUUGCAAAUAGCAUGGAAAUAGUAUGCAAAUAGUGACAACUUGCAUAUAGUAUUACGCUAAUUCCUUUUCUUUUCUUCUUUGAUGCAUUCUCCCUAAUGAUUUUUAAGCUUAUGUGAAAUUACUUUAGAGCCCUUUUCAUACUUAAAAAAUCAUUCUCAAUCUCUAACCAAUGUCCACUUUUUUCCUUCAAAUUUCUUACAGUAAG
Messenger RNA from Dioscorea cayenensis subsp. rotundata (Guinea yam), 4205 nucleotides. RefSeq names its product protein PUTATIVE RECOMBINATION INITIATION DEFECT 1. The transcript has 10 exons. Lineage: Eukaryota; Viridiplantae; Streptophyta; Magnoliopsida; Dioscoreales; Dioscoreaceae. Gene Ontology annotation, biological process: meiotic DNA double-strand break formation. The coding region runs from base 13 to 3816 and encodes 1267 amino acids. The record is from RefSeq and is a predicted model, not a curated record.